Molecule: messenger RNA, 801 nt
Organism: Aspergillus pseudonomiae
Lineage: Eukaryota; Fungi; Ascomycota; Eurotiomycetes; Eurotiales; Aspergillaceae
Product: putative mitochondrial inner membrane protease subunit 1
Exons: 2
Coding region: 194-730 (178 amino acids)
Cellular component (GO): membrane; mitochondrial inner membrane peptidase complex
Molecular function (GO): serine-type endopeptidase activity
Source: RefSeq, a predicted model, not a curated record
GAACAGAAGAAGAAAAGAAGAGGGAGGAAAAAAAGUUCCCGCCUUUUUAUACCUUCCCCCCCCACGUGACCCAUCCCGAAGCUCUCCACCCGGAGAUCGAGACAGACGCCAUUAGCAAGCGAAUUGGGAAUUGAAUUGAAUUGAGAGGAGGUCCCCGGAGUUCAACUCAACCAGAAAUGCCCAGCUAGGACCGAUGUCGCGCCUACUCCGAGAAACAUUGCGAAGGGCCACGCCGGGCGGGGUGUUCCGGCUUACGCUGGACGGCGUGGGACUGUUCUGCGCGUGCACGCUUAUCUGGGAGCAUCUGAUCACGGUGCAGCUCAGUGAAGGGCCGUCGAUGUAUCCGACGUUCAGUCCGCGGGGCGAUUACCUGUUGAUAUCGAGGGUGCAUAAACAUGGCAAGGGGAUUGAGGUGGGAGAUGUGGUGCGGUUUUAUCAUCCGACGUUUUUGGGCGUGAAUGGGGCCAAGAGGGUCAUUGGUAUGCCCGGGGAUUUUGUCUGUCGGGAUUUACCGUUUAGUACGGAGGUUGGGAAGAGCCAAGAGAUGAUUCAGGUGCCUGAGGGUCAUGUGUAUGUUGGUGGUGAUAACCUGCCUUGGUCGAGGGACUCGAGAAACUAUGGUCCUAUACCUAUGGGCUUGAUCAAUGGGAAGAUCAUUGCUCGUGUUUGGCCGCUCUCGAAAGCGCAAUGGGUGCAGAAUACGAUGCAGCCGGCUCAGCUCGACGACUAAGUGGAUCUAUUCUCUACAAGCAUAGUUUUGGGAGUCUGGAGUUGUGGGAUAUUUGUGCAUAUUCAUACAGU